Molecule: messenger RNA, 3591 nt
Organism: Trypanosoma brucei brucei TREU927
Lineage: Eukaryota; Euglenozoa; Kinetoplastea; Trypanosomatida; Trypanosomatidae
Product: phospholipid-translocating P-type ATPase (flippase), putative
Exons: 1
Coding region: 1-3591 (1196 amino acids)
Biological process (GO): phospholipid translocation
Cellular component (GO): plasma membrane
Molecular function (GO): magnesium ion binding; ATP binding; ATP hydrolysis activity
Source: RefSeq, a predicted model, not a curated record
AUGCGAAUCGUAGCUCCGUUGGAUGGUUCGACAGCCGCGGCGUUUUGCGAUAACAAAGUCACGAAUAGCCGCUACACCGUUUGGAAUUUCUUGUUUCUGAACUUUUAUGAGCAGUUUCGGCGUCCGGUGAACUUUUACUUCUUACUUGUGGCAUCACUAAAGUUUAUUUCCAUCGUUGCUCCGGUCAAUCCGCUUUCAACCCUACUGCCACUGGCACUGACGUUUUCCCUCACUGCAAUAAAGGCGGCAAGGGACGAUAUUAAGCGUCAUAAACAGGAUGCCAUAUACAACAAGAAAGAACGGAAAGUCCUCAACAGGGAAGCAAUGACAUGGGAGACACGCACGAACCGCAGCAUUCGGGUUGGAGAUGUGAUCCUACUUCGCGAAGGCGAAGAUAUUCCGUGUGACGUGGUGGUACUGGCUGCAACGAAUCCUAUAGUGUAUAUAAGGACUGACAAUCUUGAUGGUGAGCUUGAUUUGAAACCGCGGGAUGUUGUUGCUCCUCAAUUAUCCAGUGAUCACAGGGGAGGCGACGAUGUGCCCAAUGCCAUUGCUCAUCAGUUGCUUUCUGUUGAUGAUAGCUGUGCAUCGAUUGUGGGAAAGUUGGGCCAAAUGCGCGUCACGUGUUCUGAUCCCUCCCCUAUGAUCAACUGUUUCGAUGGGGUUGCAGAGUUCUUUUUCUCCAGAUCACCAGCGGCUGAGACUGUGGCGGCGAAUAACAGCGCUCCGAUGCGGGUUUCCUUAUCUGAGAACAAUAUUUUACCUCAAUCGUGCGUAUUGAAGAACACAAAAACAGCAAUUUGUUUAGCAGUAUAUACGGGAGAGGAUACUAAAUGCUGCUUGAAUAAGCGGAACCCAAAGGUAAAGUGGGCCCAAAUCGACCGAGAUAUAUCAAAGUAUGCUAUUUUCGUCUUUAUUUUCCAAAUAAGCUGUGGUUUUUUGUUUGGGGCUGUAGGUUACCUCAUGAACAAAAAUGUGGAAAAAACAUACUGGUACCUUCCGAUGACAACGGGUGAAGAUGGGCUCGCCUUCGGCAUUUAUACUCUUCGUUUUUUCCUCUUGACAACCGUUUUCAUACCAAUUUCAUUCAAAUUCGUUACGGACAUGUCCAAAUACUACUUUGCAUUGGUUAUUGAAAACGAUGUGGCCAUGCACCACGAUGGUGAAUGGUGUAAUGUGAGGAACUCCAGCAUUGUGGAGGACCUGGGGCAAGUGGACUACGUGCUUUCGGACAAAACAGGUACGCUAACGCAAAAUGUAAUGGAGUUUCUGUUUGCAACGAUAAAUGGUGAGCGAAAGUGCCUGGCGCCAGUAGAAGCGGAAGAGGUGCAGGUCUCUUGUGGAGAGCAUGUUCUACACUUCGGACGUGUUUUGUCGUUGUGUAACACUGUAGAAGUUGUCUAUGAUGACGUUAGCCAAGAGAUGACUCAGAGUGGCUUAUCAACUGGGUGUGGUGCAGUAGGGACGAUGCGUUAUCAAGCAGCAUCACCAGAUGAAGUGGCACUGUGUAAUGGGUGUGAGAAACUGAACGUGAGACUCGUUGCACGGGAUGCGACCACUGCGGCGGUGGAGGUGAACGGUAUUAAGGAGGAGUGGUUUGUUCAUUAUGUGUUUGCGUUCGCAUCGGAGUUCAAGACAAUGGGUGUUAUUGUUGAGGAAAAAAGCACCAAUGCGAUAUAUUACUUCGUAAAGGGGGCGGAUGACCGCAUUCUUGAGAUGGCCCUCGAUGAGAAUUCUUCCACUGGAGGGCCGCAGUGGGGUAAAGGGGAGCGAAUGUCUUCGAAAGCUGCCAUUCUUGCUGAAGUAGAACAUUAUGCGGUGUUUGGUUUGCGCACGCUUCUAGUCGCUGAGAAGCGCCUAACAAGGAACGAGCUUGAUGAGUUUUUGGAGAAGGUGAGAGAGGCGGAACUUUCAAUGAAUAACCGGAAGGAGGAAAUCUAUAAGCUGCGUUUGGAGAUGGAGAACUCCGUGACUAUCUUGGGUGUGACCGCCAUAGAGGACAAGUUACAGGAUCAUGUGCCUGAAACUAUCCGGAGUUUCUUGCAAGCUGGUAUUAAGGUAUGGAUGCUUACUGGUGACAAGGUACAAACGGCUGAACAAAUUGCACUAACCUGUUCUUUGUGUUCACCGGGUGAUUGUGUGCUACGUGUACUCGCAGAUAAGUUAGAUGCCUUUGAAUCUUGGGAAGGGUACAUGGAAUCACUUCUGCAGUUCUCAAAGGGCGUGAUGAUGGAUGUACAGUAUGGUGAUGCUGGCUUCCCAACAGGGUCUAGUAGUGAUCCAGCGGUGGGUGAAAAAGUGUGUGCGAUGGGGAUGAUGCAAAAACGAAACGGAAGUGUGACAACAGAAACAAAUGAGAGUGCUGAUGUGAAUCCACUGUCAACCGGAUCUUCUUACGUGCUAGUGAUAGAAGGUGGUCAGGUGCUUGAAAGAAUCCUGACGACACCAUCGCUGUUAAAGUUACUAACUGAGCUGAGUGAAAACUGCGCCAGUGUUAUCUGUGCACGCACGACGCCCAAGCAAAAGGCAGCUGUCACGCGCCUCGUUCGUUCCCGUGGAUUCAUCACUCUUGCAGUUGGCGAUGGUGGUAACGAUGUGGCCAUGAUUCAGGAAGCGCAGGUGGGUGUUGGGAUUACGGGGCGGGAAGGGAAACAAGCGGCUCGUGCAGCGGAUUUUAGCAUUUCUCGAUUUUCCGACCUUCGAUCGCUUGUUUUCGUUCAUGGACAGCUGGCAUACAACCGUACGGCGUUCGUCAUUAAGUAUAGCUUCUACAAGUCGGUAUUAAUUGGCAUAAUUCAAUUGGUGCAUAAUAUCUUUCACACCCAUUAUUCUGGUGGUAGUUUUUGGGAUGGUUUUGGACUAACUCUUUGGAACGGUCUGUAUUCACUUCCACAGACGAUGCUCUACUGUCUUGAUCGAAAGGUUCCACGAAGAGUUCUUGAACAAACUCCUGCUCUCUACAAGGUGACCCGCAGCGGUGUGGAUCUGGGUGUUUGUCAGUUUUUUGGGUCGUUCAUUUUCCGUGGAGUGUUCCAAUCUAUCUUGGCUUAUUUCCUUGUUUUAAGUGUGCAUGGGACGGGAUUCGCCUCCCCAAAUGAUGCUGGUCAAAGCGCAAAGGAUGUGGCAUUCACCCUAACAUAUGCCAUUUUAAUCCUAUUGCAAGUGGUAACUGUCCUCAUGGAAUCACACACUGUUACGGCAUUAAAUGCGAUUUUUAUCUUCGGAAUGCCAGUAGUAUACGUUGCAGCCAACAUGAUUUACUCUUCCCUAGAGAGUUUUUAUUACUACGGUGUGUGGAAGAAAACAACGGAUAUUGUUUCAUUUUUGACAUGUAUUGCAGUGGUGAGUGCCUUGGUUGUUCCUGUGCUUGGUGUCUUGACUCUUAUCAAGAUUUGGCGCCCCGAUCCGCGAGAUGUUAUGCGCUCGGCAGAAUUACGACGUCAAGCGAAUGACCCAUUGGCUGUGGAGAAACGAGCGAGUGUCUCGCGUCUCUCCCGCUGCUUAUGGUGUGUCCCAGAGGAGCCAUCCACGUAUGUCACAGUUGUACUUGCAGAUGAUGAACUGACGAUAAGGAACGCAAACUCUGUGUAG